Molecule: messenger RNA, 3215 nt
Organism: Xiphophorus hellerii (green swordtail)
Lineage: Eukaryota; Metazoa; Chordata; Actinopteri; Cyprinodontiformes; Poeciliidae
Product: keratinocyte-associated protein 3-like
Exons: 6
Coding region: 117-1202 (361 amino acids)
Source: RefSeq, a predicted model, not a curated record
CACAGGUGUCACUGCGGCUGUCUGACCGGACUGAGGAGGAGGCGUCCGGGCCUGAGAGGAGCGGGAGAACGCGCUGAGACGCGCCGCCAGACGCACCGCAUGGUGACCUAACAGAGAUGGGCUUCGCAGGCACGUGUUGCGACAACCUGGAGGAGCCGCCGGCCCUGAUGAAGAUGGGUCUGAGCCUGAUCCUUGUCGGUCACGUCAACUUCCUGCUGGGGGCGGUGGUGCAUGGCAUUGUGCUCCAGCAAAUCAACCUGCACGAGAAGGUGCGAGGCAUGGGCUACGCCAUCUCCAACGUGGUCACUCUCUUCUCCGGCAUGUUGGGUGUCAUCGUUGGGAUCCUAGCUAUUAUCCUGUCAAAAAACAAGAAGAGCAAACCUCUGACGUGGUCCUUAUUCUCCAUCAGUCUGGUUUCGUCGCUCAUGGCAGGAAGUUCCACCAUUGGGCUUUUCGUGUCUCUAGUGAAGACCAUCGUCAACGGCAGGCGGGUACUCCUGACUCACUGCCGCUUUCCUGAUGUCAUCAGCUACUCCAGCAUUACCAACGAGUGUCCUUUUGACCCUACCCGUGUCUAUAGUACCACUAUUAUCCUCUGGGUUGGUCUGAUUGUAUCGUGUAGCAUUCAGAUGGUGUUUUCUGCUCGUUGCCUUGCUGCCUGUAUUUCCUUCUUGGGGCUGUCUGGUUGCCGCAAAAGCAUGAGACAUAAAAAACCCUAUACCAGACCCUUCAAUGUGGCAAAGUCAGCGAAGGAAACUUCUCAACCUCACUACACCGAGCCUCCAAGAAGGCAACACGGCCCUUCACGAGUCUACACCGAACCUCCUAGAGUCCACAAUACAUCACCUAGACGUCACACAGAACAACCAAGAUGCCACGAGGAACGUUCACAACUCUACACCAACCCUCCUGGAGACCACAGUAAACCAACUAGGCAUCAUAAAGACCCCCCAAGAAGCAACAACAAGCCAUCAAAGCAUCCCACGGCGCCUCCAAGACUGGAGCGCCACACACCUCAAAGGCCCCUUCCUUCCCACAAUCAAAGUCUUCCCACCUCAGAGAGGCAGCCUCUUCGGCAAUCUCACCGAGAUUGGUCGGACGUAGAACGCCAAGAAAUGAGGAGCUGCAGUCAACAAAGAGGGCAGGGGGAGCACCACAACCUGAGGAGAGGUACGUCCGACAGGCCCAGUAUUUGGAUAUAGUUGUGUUUGUGAGGCCAAAUUGUCUUUAAAUACACUUUACUUGUUGCUGCAGUAGUAUUCAAGUGUCCAGCAUCACACAGACAGAACUCCCUUUGUGUGUCUGGGAUAAAUCGGCUUUCAAAAGCCGUAUCCUUAUUGAAAGGAGACAUUUUUUAUUUUCAUAGGGCAUCAUCAGGAAGUUUGGGAAGGACAGGAAGUUUGUACCAGAUGCAGCAUACGGGGUGUGUUAUUGCUCAUCUUUCUAUUUGUAAUGGUUGGAUUAUAUUAGAGAAAACUGCACUUAAUACUUUAAACUGAGAACGUGUCAGUAUCCAUGGGCUUGACGACAUGAAGGACUGUUUUAUUUUCAGCUAUGAACUGAAAGAUUAAAUGCCUUGCUGAAAAAUAAGGUUAGCUAAAUUUACCAGAGUACUUUCAGAGAUAGCAUAGCGUCUCUGCUAACUUUAGCUGCUAGCAAGCUGGUUCUUUCACGAAAGAAGACCAGAACCAGCAAUAUGUUUGUUUUUCAUCAUGGAAAUAUUUUUAUUUUUUUAUGCUUUGUUUUGUUUGUUUAAUGUUUUUCUUAAUUCAAAGUUGUACCAAAUGCUGCUAAGAAAUGAUGGCUGACCUGAACUCAACUAUGGUUAGCUUGACUUAAUGCACCGGAAGCUAGUCAGGGUAAGGCCUGUACAUAUGCCACAAAAACAGAGUAUUUAGUUAUUUUCCUUAAGGUGGUUCUGUCUGAUCAGGACAUUUAAUACUUCAUAAGAACUCAAGUGGAAAACUCUUGGGGAAUUUUCCAAAGAUCCCUCCCAUUGCCACAUGUGGUGUCGGCGUUGUGUCGUAACCCACUCCAGAUUUCUGAGCAAUCCCACGACAGUGUUUGGAGACGACACAAAAAUCAAGUUUAGACCACAUUGUAUGUCAAGGACAAAUUGCAAGAACUCCCAAACUGUGUCUACAAGAACAGAAUGUCAAUUCGUUAUUGUGGCCUGGGGGAGGUGGAACACAUUUUCUGUCCAGGCAGAACAUGUAUAGGCCAAAACUCAAAAUGUCCCAGCAAGUCAUUAAAGCAAGUCUUCACAGACUAGAUUUCUUUUUUCUUUUUUUUUUUGUUGCCACAGAAGCAUUAUCUAGUGACAUAUUGUGUUUAUUAUUUUUGAUACCUGACAUAUGAUAGCUGAGCUGGACUCAACUUGGUUUAGCUUGACUGGAUACUUUUGAACAUUUGAGUGCUUUCUAGAAUUUUACUACUGUUGCCACAAGCAUAAAUGUUUAAAUUAGUGGUGUUCACCUGUUUGGCUAACUCACCUGUUGUUUUACUGCCUUGUUGAAUGUAAUGUGAACAGCUUUUAUUUUCUCACCAACAUUCUCAUCCCCAAAAUUAUGAAUUAUUUCCCCCCCAGUCUCCCAACAUCUGAGUUUACAAACAAGUACUGGACCGCUACAUUCCUAAUCUGUGAGUUCAUUCUAGGAAAGUUUGUUUCUCACCGACUGCGUGAGAUUUAAGUAACUGACUAUUCUUGCGUUGAAAAUGUAAUUCUGUUAGUCAAUACGGAAAGUGUUUUUUUGUGUUUAUUUAAUUAAAUCUUUUUGUAUUGAGGUACACCUUGCAUGUGUUUACAGUCUGAAUAUUGUUUUCUUUCAGUAUGCCAGUGACCUGACAGGUACAACUGUUUAAACUCCAGAUGGGUAAAAAAAAAAAGAAACUGGCCAGUUGCUACGUUCAAACCUGUCUGGUGUGUCUUAAUAAAGCCCCUUUAAUACUUUUUGAAACGUGGAAUGACGACGACGUUCUUCCGUGCGGAAGUGAGGAUGCGGUCGACACAUGCUGCUUCGAAACACACGGGGUAUAUUUUGAUAUCUUUUUAAUGUCAGGUUCAACAGAACAAACAUUGCAUCCUCGUACGAGGUUUUCAUGCAACAGAAAAGUAGUGCAGGAAUAGGGGAAGGAUAAAAGAGGAGGAGGGGCUUAUUUUAUUUUCUUCAAGACAAGAUACCAGUUCGUUAGAAGAGGCAGUGAUAAUAGAAACU